AUGCAAGAGCCACAAGGUUUAAACUAUUCUGAUAACGGGAACUCAAGGAGCUUUUUAAAGGUGACUUUGGGGAGUGACAUCACAAGGCUCGAACAAAAUAUGGUUGAGAGGACACCAAGAUGGGAUGGAAAGGAGGAGCAGAAGAAAAUGAUGAAACCAGUUGCCAGGGUGGAGGAAGCCAAGCCGAACAUGACUGUGAAACCAGGGGUUUCUGCUGGAGGGAAUCCAGCAGGGCUGGAGGGAAUCAAGAAGACAACAGUGAAAACAGUCCCUAGAGUGCAGGGAAACAAGGAGAAAAUGGUGAGACCAGCUCCAGGGGUGGAAGAAGCCAAGGCAAAGGCAACAGUGAAACCAUCCUCUGAGGUGAAGGGAGCUCAUGAAAACAACAUAUCCAAAGACCAAACAAAGCCAGAAGAGCCUCCUGCAUCAGUGAAAACUGUAAGACCUCAGGCUACUGCAGUGAUAGAAAAGAAAAAACUGAGGGCUGCUGACUUCAAGUCUGAGCCACGGUGGGAUUUUGAGGACAAGUACUUGCUGGACAACUCAUCUCCACCAUCGACCUGCUCUGAAUCAGUGAAGGCCAAAGCUGCCAAGUCUGCCUGGCUGCGAGAUCUUUUCCUGCCCAACAUCAUGCUCUUCACAGACAAGAGAUACUUCAGUGACAGUGAGUGGGACCGCCUGGAGCAUUUUGCACCUCCGUUCGGCUUCAUGGAGCUGAAUUAUUCACUGGUAAGGGAGGUCAUGUCCCUGCUGCCCCGGAAUCCCCACCAGCAGCUACUCCUGGCCAACAGCAACAGCAGCGUGCCAACUUGUAUCAGCUGUGCUGUUGUGGGGAAUGGAGGAAUAUUGAAUAACUCUGGGAUGGGCAGGGAGAUUGACUCUCAUGACUACGUCUUCCGGGUGAGCGGGGCUGUAAUCAAAGGUUACGAAAAAGAUGUUGGAACAAAAACCUCCUUUUAUGGAUUCACAGCCUACUCCCUGGUGUCCUCUCUCCAGAUCUUGGGACACAGAGGGUUCAGCAACAUCCCAAGGGGAAAACAUGUCAGAUACAUUCACUUCCUGGAGGGAGCUAGAGACUAUGAGUGGCUGAAGGCUCUUCUGCUGAACAAGGACAUCAGGAAAGGAUUCUUAAAUCACUGGCAGAGGCCCCGGGAGAGAUUCAGUGAAGAUUUCACAAUGGACAAAUACCUGGUGGUUCACCCUGAUUUCCUCAGAUACAUGAAGAACAGGUUUUUAAAAUCUAAAACUCUGGAAAAGCCCUACUGGAGGAUUUACAGGCCCACAACAGGUGCCUUCCUGCUGCUGACUGCCCUCCAUCUCUGUGACCAGGUGAGUGCCUACGGCUACAUCACGGAGGGUCACAAGAAGUACUCGGAUCACUACUAUGACAAGGACUGGAAACGUCUGAUUUUCUACACUAACCAUGACUUCAACCUGGAGAAGCAGGUGUGGAAAAAGCUUCAUGAUGAGAAUAUCAUGAAGCUUUACCAGAGAUCCUGA
Phaethon lepturus (White-tailed tropicbird) is the source of this 1500-nucleotide messenger RNA. It is a transcript of the gene ST6GALNAC1, whose product is annotated as ST6 (alpha-N-acetyl-neuraminyl-2,3-beta-galactosyl-1,3)-N-acetylgalactosaminide alpha-2,6-sialyltransferase 1. NCBI's taxonomy places the organism in Eukaryota, Metazoa, Chordata, Aves, Phaethontiformes, Phaethontidae. The transcript is spliced from 8 exons. The record is from RefSeq and is a predicted model, not a curated record. Bases 1 to 1500 code for a protein of 499 amino acids. Gene Ontology annotation, molecular function: alpha-N-acetylgalactosaminide alpha-2,6-sialyltransferase activity.